Botrytis cinerea B05.10 is the source of this 4652-nucleotide messenger RNA. RefSeq lists its product as hypothetical. Gene Ontology annotation, molecular function: protein binding. The coding region runs from base 296 to 4384 and encodes 1362 amino acids. The record is from RefSeq and is a predicted model, not a curated record. NCBI's taxonomy places the organism in Eukaryota, Fungi, Ascomycota, Leotiomycetes, Helotiales, Sclerotiniaceae. The transcript is spliced from 3 exons.
GACAACAUCCUUUAUUCUGUAUUCUCUCUUGUGCUCAUCAAUGUUGCUCAAUAAAAGAGAAGGCCCAGAGCCAAUAAUACCUCACUACUAUAGCAACUCUGAGGGUGCUGGAAACAUAAUCUUCGUAAUCUUGAAGAUCCAAUCGCCCGAAAUCCGGGUAUUAUAAACCCAUGUCUAUUUUGAGAUUCAACCGUAGUCCUCAGCCACGUAUGCAACCUCGUCGCAACUCGAACGUCAGCCGUACGAACAAAGAUGUCUAUUACACGCUCUCUUCAUCUGCUUUGUUGCAAUAACAAUGGCAGAGGCUCUCGGACUUGUCUCUAGUGUUAUCGCAGUUAUCGAUUUAUCUGUAAAGGUCGCCUCACGGUGCUCCGAGUACUACACAAAUGUCAAGAAUGCUCGAGAUGAUAUCGGACGCCUUCAAAGUGAGGCCCAGGAAUUAAAAGCAAUACUUGAGAAGAUUCAUUCAAUAUGCGACGGUUCAAAUGGUGUGAGAAUUCAAGAUCCCCAGGGCUUGCGUAAAGGAGUCGAGGAAUGCCAGAAGCAGCUCGCCCAGCUGGAUGUAAAGCUUGAGCCCCGAGAGAGAAACAAAUUAAUGAGUCGUUUUGGGAGACGUGCUUUGAAAUGGCCUUUCAAAGGUAAAGAGGUGGAUAGCCUUAUAAAGAAACUCGAAAAAUGCAAGGCCAACAUAUCCUUCAGUCUUCAAGUCGAUCAAGAGAUACAAAUUCUUAACACCCAUCAAAGAAUUGUGCUUGAUAAACUGCGGUCUGCCGAUAAUGCUGCGUUUGAUUCCCACGACGAAGAACACAAUGCCCGAUGCUACCAAGGCACUCGAGCGGAACUCCUUCGGCACAUAGAUAGCUGGGUUAGCGAUCGAGGCAGCGAACGCAUAUUUUGGCUAAAUGGUAUGGCAGGCACUGGCAAAUCUACAAUCUCCCGCACAGUGGCCCAAAAUCUAGUCGACAAGGGAGAGCUCGGCGCCAGUUUCUUCUUUAAGAGGGGUGAAGGCGACCGUGGCCACGCAGGAAUGUUUUUUGCAACAAUUGUCACUCAACUCGUCCAAAAAUUGCCUCCCUUAGCACCACAUGUUCGAGAUGCAAUCGAAGCUAACCCGGGAAUCUCUGGGAAGACUUUAGGUCAACAAUUCAUUACACUUGUUUUGAAACCGUUAGAAAAGAUACAAACCGAUCCUCAGAAGUCUUCCAGUAUAGUGAUUGUGGUUGAUGCUCUUGACGAGUGUGACCGAGAAGAGGAUGUUGAAGCUAUCAUUCGCCUAUUUUCACAAGCGCAGCACGUCGCAUCACUCAAGUUCUUUUUGACAAGCAGGCCAGAGCUUCCGAUUCGCCUGGGGUUUAAGAAAAUAGGAGACAUAUAUAAAGGAUUAGUUCUCCAUGAAAUACCCGAGAAAAUUGUUAAGGAAGAUAUCUCUUCAUUCCUAGAACAUGAACUAGCAAUAAUCCGAGAAAAUUAUAACGUAUCAGUCCCCCAAAACCGGCAAUUACCCGCGGAUUGGCCAGGCCAUACAAUUAUUCAAAGUUUAGUCGGAAUGGCUAUCCCAUUGUUUAUUUUUGCUACAACCAUCUGCCGGUUCAUCAAUGACCGAAAAUGCCGCCAACCGAAGGAGCAGCUUGCUGAGGUCCUGAAAUAUGAGGGUAGAAGCCAAGUGUCUAAACUUGGCGCAACAUAUCUCCCUGUCCUAAACCAGCUAAUCUUCGAAGUUAAUCAUUCACAGAAAAGAGGUAUAUUACAAGACUUCAAGCAAGUCGUUGGGUCAAUUGUCAUUCUCGCUAGCCCUCUUUCCGCUACUUCUCUCGAUCGACUCCUUGGAGUCCUUGAAGGUACAGUCGACAGUAGAACAGAUCUCCUCCACUCCGUUCUAAACAUCCCCUCUCGUCCCGACCACCCUGUACGGCUGCUCCAUUUGUCGUUCCGGGACUUUCUCAUCGAUACUGAGAAUCGCGAAACGAACCCCUUUUGGGUUGACGAGAAAGAUACCCAUAAGAAGUUAGCGACCCGAUGCAUUGAACUCUUAUCGACGGGCGAAAAUCUCAAAAAAGAUAUUUGUAACCUUCGGACACCAGAAAAGCCACGAGCAGAUAUUGAUAAACAAACGAUAGACUCUUACCUACCAUCUGAAAUUCAAUAUGCUUGCCAGUAUUGGGUAUACCACUUGAACGAAAGCGGAGGUAGUAUAUACGAUGGCGACCAAGUCCACAAUUUCCUCAAGUGUCACUUUCUCCACUGGCUUGAAUCAUUGAGCUUGAUUGGAAGGCUACGAGAAAGUAUUGGGAUGGUAGAUAGCUUGAUGGCUAUAAUAGACCCAAUAAAAGGCGACCAAAUAUCUCGGUUUCUUUACGAUGCAAAGCGCUUUAUCCUCAAUUGCUACUCCAUAGCUGACUCGUCGCCCCUCCAACUCUAUUCCUCUGCGCUUAUCUUCGCUCCAAAAAAAAGCAUCAUUCGGAAUACAUUCCAUAAUUACACUCCUAAUUGGAUCCUACAGAAGCCAAAUACAGAUCUGGAAUGGAAUGCAGUUCUUCAGACGCUCGAAGGGCACAGCGGUGGGGUUAACUCGAUCGCUUUCUCGGCCGACUCAAAGCUGCUGGCGUCGGCGUCGCGCGAUCACACAAUCAAGAUCUGGGAUUCAGCUACCGGCACACUACAGCAGACGCUCGAAGGGCACAACGGUGAGGUUAACUCGGUCGCUUUCUCGGCCGACUCAAAACUUCUGGCGUCGGCAUCGGACGAUCGCACAAUCAAGAUCUGGGAUUCAGCUACCGGCACGCUACAGCAGACGCUCGAAGGGCACAGCGGUGGGGUUAACUCGGUCGCUUUCUCGGCCGACUCAAAGCUGCUGGCGUCGGCGUCGCGCGAUCGCACAAUCAAGAUCUGGGAUGCAGCUACCGACACACUACAGCAAACGCUCGAAAGACACAGCGAUUGGGUUAACUCGGUCGCUUUCUCGGCCGACUCAAAACUUCUGGCGUCGGCAUCGGACGAUCGCACAAUCAAGAUCUGGGAUUCAGCUACCGGCACGCUACAGCAGACGCUCGAAGGGCACAGCGGUGGGGUUAACUCGGUCGCUUUCUCGGCCGACUCAAAGCUGCUGGCGUCGGCGUCGCGCGAUCGCACAAUCAAGAUCUGGGAUGCAGCUACCGGCACACUACAGCAAACGCUCAAAGGGCACAGCGGUGGGGUUAACUCGGUCGCUUUCUCGACCGACUCAAAGCUGCUGGCGUCGGCAUCGAACGAUUGCACAAUCAAGAUCUGGGAUUCAGCUACCGGCACGCUACAGCAGACGCUCGAAGGGAACAGCGAUUGGGUUAACGCGGUCGCUUUCUCGGCCGACUCAAAGCUGCUGGCGUCGGCGUCGCGCGAUCGCACAAUCAAGAUCUGGGAUUCAGCUACCGGCACGCUACAGCAGACGCUCGAAGAGCACAGCGAUUGGGUUAACUCGGUCGCUUUCUCGGCCGACUCAAAGCUGCUGGCGUCGGCGUCGCGCGAUCGCACAAUCAAGAUCUGGAAUGCAGCUACCGGCACGCUACAGCAGACGCUCGAAGGGCACAGCGAUUGGGUUAACUCGGUCGCUUUCUCGGCCGACUCAAAGCUUCUGGCGUCGGCAUCGGACGAUCACACAAUCAAGAUCUGGGAUUCAGCUACCGACACGCUGCUGCAGACGCUCGAAGGGCAUAGCGAUUGGGUCCGCUCGAUUGCUUUCUCGACCGACUCAAAACUGCUGGCAUCCUGGUCGCGCGAUCACACAAUCAAGAUCUGGGAUUCAGCUACCGGCACACUACAGCAGACGCUCGAAGGGCACAACGGUGAGGUUAACUCGGUCGCUUUCUCGGCCGACUCAAAACUUCUGGCGUCGGCAUCGGACGAUCGCACAAUCAAGAUCUGGGAUUCAGCUACCGGCACGCUACAGCAGACGCUCGAAGGGCACAGCGGUGGGGUUAACUCGGUCGCUUUCUCGGCCGACUCAAAGCUGCUGGCGUCGGCGUCGCGCGAUCGCACAAUCAAGAUCUGGGAUGCAGCUACCGGCACGCUACAGCAGACACUCGAAGGGCAUAUUGGCGCCAGAAAUUUAUUAUUUGAUAUCACAAAUUCAAUCUUAAUUACAGACACCGGCUGCUUUAGGUUAGUUAUAAACACGAACAUCCCUCUCCAUUCAUCUUCUCGAGCAAUAAAUAAUGGAACCCACCGUCAAGGAUUGAGUAUCGAUGAGUUUUGGGUAAUAUGGAAUGACCAGAACCUUCUUUGGUUACCACCCGACUUCCGGCCUGGAAGCUUUACUAUCUCGCAUACCGGCUCGAAACUCGCCAUUGGAUGUCAAUCUGGGAGAGUUUUUGUUAUUGGAAUAAAUAAUCCAUAUAGCAAAAUUCUUUAAUAAAGUUAGCUUACUUUCAGAAAUAAUUAUCGUAUACGUAACUUAUCUUCUCCUUAAUAUUUUAUUUUAUAAAUGAGCCAUAAGAGAGGUGUGGGGGGAGCUACACUUAUAUACCAUUGUGGAUUAUACCAGAUUCUCCUAUGCCUUUCUAACUUACAUUGUUCUUGGCCAGUCCAGUUGUGUAAUAUAUGUUUCAACUCUGUUGGAAGUGACUUGAAGACUGUAGCUGAUUGUGGUAGUAAUGCGCUAAAAUUGAUAAGGUUAAUCA